Durusdinium trenchii is the source of this 1485-nucleotide messenger RNA. NCBI's taxonomy places the organism in Eukaryota, Dinophyceae, Suessiales, Symbiodiniaceae. The record is from the annotation of a GenBank genome assembly.
AUGUUUAUGGCUGCCUUGGGCGGCGAGCGUGAGACGGUGGGCGACGCCAUCUUUGGGGCGCUGAGCGAUCGCUUGAUUUGUAUCAAGGAAGCCUUCAAGGGCCGUCCCCGAGCGAUCAUCUCCUUGAACCUGUUCAACGGCUUCCGGCUGCUCUGCGACAAAGCAUCGAAUCCACAGGACCUGAAAGUCCAGGUCGAAACCUUGGCGUUCAAGCAUUUGGGCAACGAGAUCACUCAGCAACGCGUGGAUGGCGUCACCGAAGCCUUUUUGGAGUUGGUGCAGCAGAACGUACCUCAGCUUCCUCCAGGCUCAAUCAAUGCGUGGCAAAAGAUGCUGACCUACACGGGAUCUUGCUGCAGGUAUAUCAGUGCAACCUACACUGAUCGGUUGAAGAUCAUCAAGGCCCUCUCUAGAAGUUCCGCUCUCUGUCCAUUUGGAGACGAAUCGGUCACACGCUCCUUCGCGGGCAUGUGCACCUUCAGCAGCGAAGUCAUCGGACAACAGAUCGAAGGGUGGAUGGAAGAGCUCUUAGGGGUCUUCACUGACGCUCGGCAGUGGCGGAAGUGCAGUAAACAAGCGGUGCCGGAAUGCGAGCUGCUGGCGAUCAGCAUGAUUAGCAAAGCCAAGGACAUCCAAUUUGAGAAAUUCAAACCCGUGAUGUUGGCGGCUCUUCGGUCUUUGCUUCCCAAGACUUGGAGCAUGAGCCAUGAGACGGCUUGGGAGUGGCUUUGGGCCACCAUCAGCCACAACUUGAACGAGUCCACUCAAAAGGCCCGUGCCUUCAAGUCUUACAAUGCUCAGCUGUUUGCAUCUUUGAAGGAAGAGCAGUUGGAUAUCUUUCGCAACGAUCUUUACACGGACUUCUUUGCCAAGUGUGCGGCGAGCCAGGACAUCUUCAAGCAGUCCCAAACCAGACUUCACUACAUCGCGGAUCGGGUGCUGCAGUCGUCCUACGAGAUGUUCCACACGCCCAAAGAUGAAAUGGUGGACGAUCUCUCCGGCUUGGGGUUACGACAUGUAGGGUAUGGUGUCCCCAUCGAGCUCUUUGCGCCCUUCACGGACUCCUGUGUGGCUGUGGUGAAGGAUUUGGUCGCGAGGAUCUCAAAGCCGCAGCGGGUCUUGGGGCCUCGGUGUUCGGCCCUCCCGAGCUGCGAGCUGAACCGCGAGGAACGUGACGUGCCCGAACACAUGAUGGUGGAGGGCUUCCGGUGGUCCAUUGGCCUGGUGGCGCGCUUGCUGAUGCGCAUCAUCACUGAGGGCUCCACCGCAGUGAUGCAGGCCAUCUACCAGGACAGUGCCAAGCUUCUCCGACAUGCGCUGCAAGAAGCGCCCCGUGACGGCUUGCGGCCGGUGGUGUACUACAUGGAGCAUUUGCUGCAAGACCCCGAUGAGGAUCAGAUGAUCUCACGUGCGUUUGUGAGCUUCGUGCAAUUUAAGAAUCCGGGCAUCAUCGUCCACCCCAUCUUGAUCUUCGUGCCUCGCUGA